GUUACCCGCUAACUUCCAGCGCGAAGCACAGUCUGUACCGCCUGUUGGGCACCACUCUGGAGGCAGCUGAAGAGCUGGACUUGGAUCGUCGAGAACUUGCCACGGUGCUCUCUCAAGAGAUUUGUGGGCUGCACGACGUCUUUGGUGCCAUCAGUCCUGGGACAGACAGCUUUACGCAAUCAGACCUCCGGCGCUGCUUUGCUGUCCAGGGCUUGCCUCUACCGCCUGCAGAGCAGUGGGACCUGCUGUGGCAUCGCUACUGUUCUCCCAAUGCUAUCGGCGUGAAUUACUUGGACUUCAAGAACCAGCUACAGCCCAUGUUUUGA
Messenger RNA from Symbiodinium sp. CCMP2456, 326 nucleotides. The record is from the annotation of a GenBank genome assembly. Lineage: Eukaryota; Dinophyceae; Suessiales; Symbiodiniaceae.